Neocloeon triangulifer is the source of this 702-nucleotide messenger RNA. RefSeq lists its product as uncharacterized. NCBI's taxonomy places the organism in Eukaryota, Metazoa, Arthropoda, Insecta, Ephemeroptera, Baetidae. The record is from RefSeq and is a predicted model, not a curated record. Gene Ontology annotation, molecular function: carbohydrate binding. Bases 51 to 536 code for a protein of 161 amino acids. Gene Ontology annotation, cellular component: external side of plasma membrane. The transcript has 5 exons.
GCUGCUUUUGCAAAUCGAGAGCGACACUCACUUUAGUAAAAAGACGGACCAUGGCACGUUCAAUUUUGCUGCUCGUUUUGAUUGUCGCCGCCGCCCUGGCCAGCGAAUCUACAACCAAGAAUCCACCGGCCAAGUGCAACCUCGUCCGUCGAGCGGAUUUGAAGACGCUGUCCAACGGAAAGAAGUACUCGUUCCAUUUAACUUUCAAAAACUGGAACACUGCAAACGAGACGUGCGCCAGUCAUGGUCUGAACGUGGCCACGAUCAGAGAUCAAAACGACGCCAGCUCGGUGUGGGCCGAGAGCGAAAAAAUUGAUGAGGGCGCUUGGUGGGUUUCGGCGAGGAAAGAGGGCAACGUCUUUAAGUGGAGCGACGGCACCGUCUUGCCAUUGGACAGUCCGUUGUGGAACAAACACGCGGACAAGGCCGAUGACUGCGUUCUGAUGUUCAACUAUGGCCAAGGCGGCAAAUUGGACACCGGCAAAUGCACCGCUCUUUGGAAUUUCGUCUGCGAACUCCCCACUGAAUGCUACUGACCAAUGCAAGAUCUACUCUGAACUCCAAAUUUUAUUUCAUACCUUUGCAAAACUUCUUUAUUGCUGUCAAAACUUUUUAUAUUCUCGUUUUGCCUCUCCAUCUGAAUUUUUGUGAUUAAUAAAAAAAAUUUGGUAUAUCUUCGGGAAAUAUGUUAAAAUUUUAUAA